UGGCAGAAAGUGUGUGGAUGCUGGCUUCCCUCUCCAGCAUAUGUGACUAGUCCUACUACAGUGGAGCGACUGAUAGGGCGGUAAGGCGGCAGAAAAAAUCGGGGUUUAGAGCCGCUGCGAAAUGGCUGGACAACAGUUUCAGUACGACGACAGUGGCAACACCUUUUUCUAUUUCCUCACGUCUUUUGUGGGACUAAUAGUCAUCCCAGCCACCUAUUACCUCUGGCCCCGGGAUCAGAAUGCGGAGCAAUUAAGGUUGAAGAGUUUACGGCGAGUUCAUGGAAGAUGUCUGUGGUAUCACCUUCGGCUUAGGAAAUCACAGCAGAGCAUUGUUCCAACAUUUAAAAAAGCAGCCCUGUUGUUUGGGUGGGCAGUAUUUCUUUUCCUGGCCUAUAAGGUGUCUAAAUUAGAUCGAGAGUACCAGGAGUAUAACCCCUAUGAGGUCCUCAACUUGGAAGCAGGAGCAUCUGUUGCUGAGAUUAAGAAGCAGUACAGAGUACUGUCUCUGAAACACCAUCCUGAUAAAGGCGGAGAUGAAGCCAUGUUCAUGAAGCUUGCUAAAGCUUACUCAGCUUUAACUAAUGAGGAAUCGCGGAACAACUGGCAGAUGUAUGGCAACCCUGAUGGCCCAAGAGUGACGAGUUUUGGAAUCGCUCUUCCUGCAUGGAUUGUUGACCAGAAGAAUUCCAUGCUGGUGCUGCUGGUCUAUGGGUUGGCUUUCAUGGUUAUUCUUCCUGUGGUUGUGGGCACAUGGUGGUACCGCUCCAUCCGCUACAGUGGUGAUCAGAUCCUCAUCAACACCACACAGCUUUUCAUGCACUUUAUGUACAAAACGCCUACAAUGAACAUGAAACGAUUGGUGAUGGUGUUGACGGCAGCAUUCGAGUUUGAUCCUCGUAGUAACAAAGAGGCCACUAUAAGACCAACAGACAACAUAGAAGUUCCCCAGUUGAUUCGGGAACUGGGGAACAUUAAUGUGAAGAAGAAGGAGCCUCCAUUCUGCUAUCCUUAUAGCCUGAAGGCACGAGUCUUACUACUUACGCACCUUGCCAGGAUGGAUGUUUCUGAGAACAUAGAGGAGGAUCAAAGGUUUGUGGUGAAGAAGUGUCCUGCUUUACUACAGGAAAUGAUCAAUGUUGGCUGUCAACUUACUAUGAUGGCAACCAGUAGAGGAGGGCUUCGGGCUCCCAGGCUGACAUCUAUAGAGAACUGCAUGAAGUUGUCUCAGAUGGUAGUUCAAGGACUGCAGGAGGCCAAAUCUCCUCUGCUGCAGCUGCCCCAUUUUGAAGAGGAGCACCUCCGAUACUGUAUCUCUAAGAAGUAUAAGGUACGGACAUUGCAGGAUCUGGUCAGUCUGAAGGACUCUGACAGGAGAAAUAUGCUGAGAUUCCUUGGGGAGGAGAAGUAUGAGGAGGUCCUUACGGUCCUCGGCAGCUUUCCCUAUAUCAACAUGGAAACCAAACUUCAAGUGUUGGAUGAUGAAGAUAGCAAUAACAUCACGGCAGGAUCCAUUGUCACAGUUACGGUCACUUUGACAAGGAAGAGAAUGUCUGAGAUGUUUGAGAAAGAGGAGGACGCACCACCACCUACUGAGGAAACUAAUGCAGAGGAGCAAGGAGAUGCCAAAACAAACAAAACAAAAGUUUGGCAAAAUAAGAAUAAAGGAGCUAAAAAAGCUGCCAAGUCCAAAAAGAAGAAACUGACUAAGAAGAAACCAGUCACCCAACAGCAAGCAAAGGGAGACAAGGCCAGACAAGCCAAUGGCAAUGUGGCAGGAAAUGACGUUGCAGCUGCGUCAAAAGUGGAAGAGGACGAUCUCUCUGAUAAAGGCAGUGAAUCAGACGAGGCAGAGGGAAAUAAGGACUCGCCCAGCGAGAGAGAUGAGGAGAGUGACAAGCAGAGUGACACUGAGGGGGACGAGAUUGCUGGAGACGAUGAGGAGGAAUGGGAGGCACUACAACAGAGCAUUCAGCGCCGUGAAAGGGCACUAUUGGAGACCAAGUCUAAGGUCACACAUCCUGUAUACAGCUUGUACUUCCCUGAGGAGAAGCAGGAGUGGUGGUGGCUCUACAUUGCAGAUAGGAAGGAACAGACGUUGGUGUCUAUGCCUAACCACGUGUGCACACUCAGAGACACAGAGGAGGUUGAACUGAAAUUCCCCGCUCCAUCCAAAACCGGAAACUAUCAAUAUUCUGUGAUUCUCAGAUCAGAUUCAUUCAUGGGAUUAGAUCAGAUCAAGCCACUCAAGCUGGAGGUUCAUGAGGCGAAGGCCAUAAUGGAUAACCACCCUCAGUGGGAUAUCCCAGAAACCGAGGAAGAGGAGGAUGACCAGGAGGACAGUGAUGGCAUUGAGGAAUCUGAGGAAGAUGAAGAAGACAACGACUAAACCAGUCAUUUCAUGCAGACUUGAGCACAGCUCAUACACCCAUGUGCCCACUCAUGCGCGCACACACAUACACACACACACACACGCUCCUACACACCCACAUAGCCCCAGACCAUUGCCGUCUUCUGGGCCGCUACACACCGGAGGCAAACAGGAGGCAAGGACGUUGACGCCCCAUGUUCCUGUUCAAAACACUCAUGAAUCACAAAUCUGUCCUUUUAUUUCGCCAGUCAAAAUAAGACUUAAGGAACUGUUGGUUAUCUUUCCCUGCGUUCAUCCAGUCGUUAUCGGUGGGCUGUCACAGUGGUAAUUUGUGGGGUCCAGCUGCGUUUCAGAUUCCUCUCCACUUGACGAAAAAGAUGUCUGACUAACCAAUGCGUCAGAAAAAUAAAAACCAGAGUACCGCUGAAAAAUCACACACCUCAUGACUGUCAUUUUUCAAUGUCACUGUUUAUGCUUCAAGGGUGUUUUCUACCUUAUCAUUUUGUAGUUUAUGUAGUUUAUUAGAUAUCAAAUUUACCAGGUGUUUCCACUUUUUACGAGGCUGUGUGACAUGUAAUCUGGAGUGAGCAUGAACCACAAGGACGUGGAUGUGCGUUCUAAGCUUGAGCAGGAAUGACGGGGUGAAGGGUGUACUGCACCACUGUGGGCUGUCUCAAUUUGUCUCCAUGGUCAUGAACUGUGGAAGUCCAAUACAUUUAUAAAUCUCACCUAUCUUAACUUCUUCCAACUUCUCGUCACAAGCGCAGGUUGUCUCAGCCUCACGAAAAAAAGACUGCAGACAUUCCACAGCCAGGUCUAUGGUUUAGUACCUGAUUUAAUGUCGCUGCUAUUCAACAAAUAAGCAGGUCAAUAUCAGAUGGUUUCUUGGCACUAUGUAAUAACAUGGCCUAUGUUUUUUGAAACCCUAGGACAAUUCAAGUUUUGGAUUUUUUUUCCUGCCUGAUUUAUUCAUCCCACUGACUUUUUAGACUGGAAACUGGAAAUUUCCCAUUGUUGCUGAGUACAGUUGUUACGAGGAGAACAUGAUUAUAGCCUGAACAUGCACAAGUGCAAGCCUUUUCCCAUCAGUUACAAACACACAAAAAAAACACUGCAAAACACAGUUGGGUUUUUUUAACCCAAAAAUUAUCAAACUUAUCAAAACUUCUCUUUAGGAUAAUGUUUUUAUCUGGUUUCUUUUGGAACUGAAUGCCUCAAUUGUAGAUCAUAGUUUUUUUUUUUUUUUUGUAUUUAUAUAUAAUUUUGUCUUACAUUCCACUCUCAUCAAAUAUGAACGCCUUAUUCAAUGUACAGAUUUCCUUGUGGCCACAAAUAUCGCAAAUGGUUUGAUACAAAACAUCAGUGAUGGGAAUAAUUGAGGGUCAGUGUUUAUUUCUGCAGGUUUUUCUUAUGUUGGUUUUUAUGCAUGGAGGGAUGACAACAAAACUCAAAAUUGAGGACAGAAUUUUGAUUUUUUUUUGUGAAUGUGAUUAUUUUAAUCCCAUUUAAAUGUUAUUUUGCACCAGUGGAGGUCUGACAGCGUAUUGGAAGUGCUGAUUUAGUGGUUGUGAAAAUAGAAGUCUGUUCAUUUGUCAAUUAGUGGGAGAGGUUAAACUGACUGAUAUGAAAUUAUUUGAAAUGUAGAAAUGCACAUGAAAUGUAAUCUCUGCAUUUAUGGUUAAUUUUCUUUUCUUUCCUUUUUUUUUCUUUUUUUAAAUCUUGAAUUUCUGACAGGAAAUUGGAUUUUCUUGUUUGUUCCCAGUAGCUAAUGUAUGUAUUUUAUAGAUACAUUUUGGAAAACUGCAAAUGUCAUUAGAAAAUCUUUUGCUUAUUUUUUCCCCCCCUUAUGUUCAUUAGCAUAAACGCAAUGCAAUCUUUACUGACAGAGGGAAAGUGUCAUAUUCUGGCUGCAUGUAACACACGUUCACAACCAGUUUUAUCAAAUUAUAAGGGUUUUACAGAUAAAUAGACAUUUUAGUAUUAUAGUUCCAAAAAGACUGUAGCCUCAUAAUUCAUGCUGUGUAUACAAAGCUGUGACUGAAGUGCACAGAUUAUGAGAAAUCAUGUCUAUACAUAAACACACAGAGAAACUCACCGGCCAGAAAACAGGGGUGAAUUGCCUAGUAAACAGUAUCUGCCACUUUUGUUUACAAGAAAACUGUCAUUGUAAAUGGGAAAAUAUAUAUUAUUUGUAUUUAAAUAAUUUCAAAUAAAAUAACUUUUUAAAAG
Molecule: messenger RNA, 4597 nt
Organism: Onychostoma macrolepis
Lineage: Eukaryota; Metazoa; Chordata; Actinopteri; Cypriniformes; Cyprinidae
Gene: sec63
Product: SEC63 homolog, protein translocation regulator
Exons: 20
Coding region: 122-2386 (754 amino acids)
Biological process (GO): post-translational protein targeting to endoplasmic reticulum membrane; SRP-dependent cotranslational protein targeting to membrane
Cellular component (GO): Sec62/Sec63 complex
Molecular function (GO): RNA binding; transmembrane protein transporter activity
Source: RefSeq, a predicted model, not a curated record